GUCUACGGGUUUUAGUAGUCCACCGCCCUUUUGCCAGGCAUAAUGUCAGUGCGCCGCGAAAUGCCGUCGUCAAUCAUCGUAACGUACCGGACUUCCGGUACUCGGUCAUCGUGUGGGGCUUGUUUGUUGAUUCAGCAAUACUUUUAAAACCAUGGGUUGAUGAUGAUAAUGGCCGUUACGGAGCAUAACUAAAAUAAGAACAAUUCAAAACAUGUUCAACCCACCCAAACUUCACCAACAUGAUUUUAACUUACUGCCCCCUGAUGCCGGUGGUUUUAUGGCCAUCAUGGCCAGUUUAAUCGAGAGCACGGUGAAUGGUGGCAGUGCCAUGGAUGCCGGUGAAGACCACAGGGGCAUCAAGAAUAGCACUUCGCCGUUCGGUACGGCAGAGAGAAACUUGUUCAACUUCAGUAUUAAAUACGCACUGGAUGCAAUAUUCGACCAUCAAAUGAACUCGCACAGAGUACUGGUGCUAUAUUUGGAAGUUGCCAUCAUCGUCGUGUAUGGAAUAUUAUUCGUCGUGGGGUUGAUAACGAACGGAUUAGUAUGUUUCGUAGUGUUCCGGCAGUGUGGCAAAAAGAAUGUGCCCAGCCAAGGACCGUCUCCUCGAAAUUUAUACAUAGUUAAUUUAGCAUUUGCUGAUAUAAUCAUGUGUAUGGUUUGUAUACCGUUCACUUUGUGGGCUCUCAUGUCCAGACGUUGGACAUGGGGUUUGAUCAUGUGCAAGACUGUUCCGGCUGCUCAAGGAGCUAAUAUCACUGUAUCAGCAUGCACAAUAACGGCCAUUGCUCUCGACAGGUACUUCACAAUCGUUCGAAACCCUAGAGGUUCAAUUUUUCGAUGCAGCGUGGCCAAAUCGUUGAUGCUCAUUUGGUUGGUGUCAUUUGCAACUAUGGUCCCACUAUUGUUAUAUCAGCACAUUGAAGUGGUUCAGGUUGGUCCGGUUCAUUUGUACGAAGCGUGUAUAGAAAAGUGGCCGUCUCGGGUAGCACAACAAUCAUUCACAGUGUGCUUGGCAGUCGCCCAAUUCGUGUUGCCAUUCACCACCAUAUCACUUAUACACCUCAAAAUAUCAUCCUACCUCACAGUACACCUAAAACAUCCAGCGCCAUCAAAGGAAAUUAACUGCAGACGAGUUCGCAGAGAGCUGAGUAGGAACAAAAGGACCAUGUGGAUACUGACAUCGAUCGCCGUUGUGUUUGCAUUGAGUUGGUUGCCGCUUACCGUGUUCACGCUUCUCGUGGAGUUCCAACCACACUUGAUCAAGUCGCCCGAUGUGCUCUACACGGUGUUUGCAAUCGUCCACCUGCUGGCCAUGUCGACCACUUGCACGAACCCUCUGCUGUACGGUUGGCUUAACACCAACUUCCGCAGAGACAUCUCGGGCAUAUGCCGGCAAAUGUGGUAUUGUGGAGACCGCAAGCCUCCUCCGAGGCGCAAGCGGCAUCCUUCCGUAGCCACCGACUACCGCGGUCCCAAUGACAGGCGACCCGGGCCCGGGUCCGAAGUACCGUGUCGUCGACAUCAGCACGACGCCGAGACUACCGGUCUGUCGAUAGUGGUCAAAAGCGACCGUCGGUUCAGCACCAGUUACCUAACCACCUUGACAACUGUUACGUCCAGGUCGCAGCCGCCCACCAGCAUGGGCCGCGUGGAAAACGUGUGAGCCCCACGUUAAUCACAAGUUUAUACAUGUUUGAUCUAGUCGGUUUGUAUAAACAGACCAUUGGUGUCUGCCGCGCUUACAUAUAGACUUAUGUACAGUAAUAAAUAUUUGUACCGAAUUCGGUACGUGUGGUAAGGCUAAAUUGGUUAUUUUUCAUCCAACUAAUGUGAACUUUAUUGUCGAAAGGACUACGGAUUAAUACUCACCUAGUAGAACUAACUCAGGCCCCUCGUUUUUCAUUUCAAAGUAAAUCUAGUUUGCGUUAUGAAAUUUUUACAUAAAUUAAUAGAUAACGAUUUAAACACAAAACCGGAGCACAUUUCCAAUAAUUAAUUAACGUAACAAUUUAUUAAUUGUGCUUUUGUUUCAAAAAAGACUAUUAAUAAGGAAAAUUUGAAUCAUUAAUUUUAUUUUAGAACCGUUUGUUUUAUUCUUCUUCAAAAUAAUACCUUUCAAGUUUUACAUCAUUUAUACAAGAAUAGUGAUCAUUUGAAAUAGAUAAUUUUAUUUCGAUUUCAUUAAUUUUGGGGUUCUUCUAAACAAAUCCCAUAGAAAAGUCCCAAUAAAAUACAAUUAAAGUGACCCUUAGAAAUGAAUCGACAAAAUAAAUGCGUAUUUAUUACAUUAUUUUUAGAAAUAUGUAUAUUUACACUGUUCAAGUUUUUGAAGUCUUGGAACUCAGUACGCAAGCAUGCGUUUUUUACGCCUUUCUGACAAAUAAUUUUUUUUCUUUAAUGUAUUAAAAAUUGUUAAAGUAAAUCCUUUGAAAAUACCAUUUUAGAAUAGUAAGGAGGUCGAAUUUCUCGUUUCACGAGUAUUAUAUAUUUAUUUAUAUUGUAUUUGGAAAUAUCGAGAUACAAAAGUUAAAGCCAACGUUACUUCAUCUUAGACUCUCAGAAGGUUAUCAAUAAUAUCGGUUUUUAAAAUGUAAGUAACCCAUAUUUAUCCUUAGUCAUUAAAAAAAAAUAUACAUUUACCUAUUGGUUUUUAAACAAGUAGUCAAAAAAUCCGUUGUGUCAUUACUUAAUGCCAUUAUUUAUUAUAUAGAGUGUUCAGUAAAUAAGGAAACAGGUUAAUUGUUACAAACAAUGAAACCCGUUUUCUUAUUUACUGAACAGACUAUAUUUUUACUGAUAAAUCACGAUUUUCAAACUUUUUAAGAUUUAUUUAUAAAAACAUUUUUUGGGGGGUUCGUUGUUAUUUUUCUAAUAAAUUAAAAAACAAUUUUAAUCAAUAAUUCAAAAUUAUGCCAACAGGUAUUCAACCGAAACGUCAAGCACACUGUUAUUUUAUUAAACGAAAUAAAAUAUAUUCGUAAACAAUAUUACAUUUUCCUUUUUGAACAACAACUUUAUUUUUUACGAUACACGCGAUUAGAAUAAUUUAUAGUCCUCUCGACAAUAUUAUUGUUUGUAUUUUGACUGAAUAGCGAUAAAUACUUUGACUGUAGUUUUUGUUUAAAAAUAAUGUUGUCGAAUCUGUAAAUAAUUUAGUUAUUAAGUACUUACAUUCAGCAAUUCCAUGUGUAAUUUCUUAAUUAAUUAAAUAGAUGAUAAAUAAUUAUAUCUCAUUGUAAUAGUUGACAUAAAGUGUACAUUACGUAGAUAUUAUAUAAUUAAAUACGGCUAAAGACGUCUAGAGAUCAAUACGUACUUAGACAUUUUGUUGCGAUUAUACAAUACCUGUUAAUUUAUAAUUUGUACAGCUCUCAAUCCAAGAGCAAUAAUAUAUUGGAAUUAAGGGAAACGGACAAUCUUGGGACCAUAUUACAAUCAUGUUUUUAUCUCCAUUUCAAGAGUGUUUUAUUAUUAAAACUAAAUCAAAAUGUCAUUAUUGAUUUUUACCAAAUUAAGUAUGACUUUAUAUACUUAUAAAAUACCUUUUUUUACUUUAUUAUACUAUACUUUAUAAUCCUAUACAAGGUGUUCAGUAAGUAAGGAAACAGGUCAAUUGUUACAAAUAAUAAGAGUAAUAAAAAGCCCAUUUUCUUACUUACUGAACAUCUUAUAUAAUGUUAAAUGAUGACAAGGUAAUAAUUUUUUCAUUAGGCUUUCAAUAAAACGAAUUGCUUUUAUUAUUAUUUAUUUUAAGCUGACCUUUGGCUGUUUGUGACGGAAAAUUAUGAAAUUUCUUUUUCAAAUAUUAAUUCUAUUCAACAAUUUCUACUACUUAAUUACUGUAGACAUAUUUUUUAUAUUUACGAAUUUUAGGUUUUUAAUAUAUUUCAAAGAAUAUUAUUUAUUUUCAAUAUAUUUUUUUAUUUAUUAUGUAUUGAACUAUGUGUCUUGAAUCAAUAAUUUUGUUUUGUUUCAGAAGCUAUAACUUUAUUAAAAACUAUUCUAAAAAUACCUAAGCUAAUAGAUUAUUAAAAAACAGUGUCAUAUUAUAUAAAAUUAUAAGAUUAAUAAUUAAUAUAUCUUAUUGAAUAAUUUAAUAAUAUUUAAUUUUUGUAAAAUAACGUUUUAAAGUCUUGGUUAUUAUAAUUAUAUUUUUUAUCGUUACAUAAUAAUCAUAAAAAUUAUUAUAGUUAUUCUUGAAAACUUACUGCAGUAUUGUAGCAUUUAAAAUAGCUUAUUAAUUAUUUGAUUUUAGUUCUUAAACUAUACGAAACUACAUUAUAAUUUUAGAAAUAUGCCCUCAACCAAACUUUUAGACCUAAAUUGAUAAAUUAUAAACAAUUACAGGGUGAUCUAUUUAUCAUAACUACUCAAUUUCUCCCAAAUUAAAUAUUCAAUAUUAUAAUAAUAUUAAAUAAUUAAUAUUAUUGCAAUAUUAAAAAAUAUAUUGUUUUUUUAUAAUGACAUUUUUUGUGAGGAUAAUGAGUUGUGAUAAAUGGGUCAUCUUAUGUGUGCAAUGAACAAAGUAAAAAUUAUAAAAUUAAUUCUGUAAAAUACUAGGAAAGAGUUUAAAUCUGUAGAAAAUAAUUGAGUAUUAAUAUUGAGACCAUUUUUGUUUAACUACUGAGUAUUUAUGAUUGGUGAAAAACGAAAAUGUUAUUACAUUUGUUAUUUGUACAAAUAAUUCUGUUUUUUAUUUUAUUUUUUUAUUGUAAAUAAGUCAAGUUAUUAAUUUAGACGGCAAUCUAAAUGAUUCGUUUAUAUUAUUAACAGUGUCAUGUUUACUAGGCGUGUUAAGCUUAAAUUACAUUUUAUUUAUAAUCCAUUCUAUAUUAGAUUAAAAAUAUGAACAGAAAUAAGAAAAGUACUGAAAUAGAAAGUGAAUAAGAAAUUGUGCUUAAAUGAAUGUGAUAAAUGACCAAGUACAUAAUAUAGUUGGUCUAAUUUGUCCUACGUUGUGUUAAUUUAUUUUCCUGU
Molecule: messenger RNA, 4980 nt
Organism: Daktulosphaira vitifoliae (grape phylloxera)
Lineage: Eukaryota; Metazoa; Arthropoda; Insecta; Hemiptera; Phylloxeridae
Product: neuropeptide Y receptor type 5-like
Exons: 4
Coding region: 212-1666 (484 amino acids)
Biological process (GO): G protein-coupled receptor signaling pathway
Cellular component (GO): membrane
Molecular function (GO): neuropeptide Y receptor activity
Source: RefSeq, a predicted model, not a curated record